This is a messenger RNA of Hevea brasiliensis (rubber tree), 1819 nucleotides long. RefSeq names its product valine--tRNA ligase, chloroplastic/mitochondrial 2-like. The transcript is spliced from 9 exons. Gene Ontology annotation, cellular component: cytosol. The record is from RefSeq and is a predicted model, not a curated record. Gene Ontology annotation, biological process: valyl-tRNA aminoacylation. Gene Ontology annotation, molecular function: ATP binding; valine-tRNA ligase activity. Bases 200 to 1015 code for a protein of 271 amino acids. Lineage: Eukaryota; Viridiplantae; Streptophyta; Magnoliopsida; Malpighiales; Euphorbiaceae.
UCACCAUGUUCUGCCACUAAAACCCCAUCAUCAUGAAUCCAUCAUGUUCAUCAUCAUAGUCCCUGGUCUGGUUCCGCUCUUUCUCUGCCACUAAGACCCCAUUUCAUCCCCUGCCUCGGUGCUAGGGUUUAUCUAAAUUCAAGAUUAUCUGCUUUACAUUACGUUUCUAUAGACGUUAGCAAUCACAGCACCUUAAGUUAUGGCACUUCAAGUGGCUCUCUCCGGCCCUUUUCUUCUUUCUUCUUGUUCUGCUCAUAGGCUCAAUCCUCUUCUCUUCUCCCAACGGCGUCGUUGCAUUCCUUUCUCCCACUGGCGUUUCACUCGUAUCAAAUCCCGAUGUUUCGCUGUUGCUGCAUCAGAGAAUGGUGUAUUUACAUCUCCAGAGGUUGCAAAGUCGUUCGAUUUUUCUUCAGAGGAACGGAUAUACAAUUGGUGGGAGUCCCAAGGGUAUUUUAAGCCAAAUUUUGAGCGGGGAAGUGAUCCUUUUGUGAUAUCCAUGCCACCUCCUAAUGUUACUGGUUCACUGCAUAUGGGGCAUGCCAUGUUUGUAACUCUUGAGGAUAUCAUGGUAAGAUACAAUCGAAUGAAGGGAAGGCCAACACUGUGGCUUCCUGGGACUGACCAUGCUGGUAUUGCAACGCAGUUAGUUGUAGAAAAAAUGCUUGCAUCUGAAGGGAUAAAAAGGACUGAACUGGGCAGAGAAGAGUUCAUAAAACGAGUUUGGGAGUGGAAAGAGAAAUAUGGUGGAACGAUUACAAAUCAGAUUAAGAGACUUGGUGCUUCCUGUGAUUGGACAAGAGAGCACUUUACCCUUGAUGAGCAGCUAAGUCGAGCGGUAAUUGAGGCCUUUAUCAGGCUUCAUGAGAAAGGUUUAAUCUAUCAAGGGUCUUACUUGGUUAAUUGGUCCCCUAAUCUGCAGACUGCAGUUUCAGACUUGGAAGUAGAAUAUUCUGAAGAACCCGGCACUCUAUAUUAUAUCAAGUACCGUGUAGCUGGAGGUUCAAGGUACUCAUAGCAAAGUGACAUGCCUUUUUUUUUUUUUAAUUUUCUAAUAUGUAAUGUUUUCUUUAACAUUAAGAUGGUAUUCUGUGGGCGGUGGCUUAUACUUAACAGGAAAUUGUUAAUUAAGUUUUUCAAUUGGUGGCCAUAGUUACUAAUUAUUUAAAACGAUUUUUUUUUUGCCUUCUUGCUUUUUGUUGCAUAAUUCUUUUUAUUCUUUGCAGAACGUAAUUAUUGGCAUACAAUUCUAACUCUGAAGUCUUAACACUUAAUCAGAAUACUCAAAAGGGUGUUACAAAUGUCAGCAUCUCUAAAAGGAAAUAGAAGUAGCAGACAUAAAUAUUCUGAGCUUUUUUCUUAGAUAGCUGAGGGCUUGUUUGUGCCAAUCAAAAAGGUGAUCAUAGAAUGGAGAUGGAUGAAUCAUUGAGGAACCAAUGAUAUGCUGAGUAAAGACCAAAAGAAGUUUUUUUAAUGUCUAAUUUUUGAAUUCUUCAAUUUUCUACCUGGGAUGUGUUUUUAUCUUGGCUCUAGCAAAAAUGCUUUGAUUUUUGUUUUCUAGUUAUUCAAAUAAAGGAUAGAUUUAUAUCCAUCCGUAGAAUUAUGUCCACCCUCUCUAGGAUUUAUGAAUUUCACAUAAUAUUAGAGUAAAUGAUGUGUAAGGUUAUUACUAAUUGAAAAUAAAAUAAAAUAACGAGGAGAAAGAAAGAUACAGUAAAUUAUAACCUUUUGCACCAUAUCAUGCUAAAAUUGUGCAAGUAAAGAAGGAAGAUGAGAGUGUUUACCUUAAGAGUACUGGCCCAUUUUAAGAAUGUUGAAUGUA